AUGAGUUUGGUCUCAGGAGCUUCGAAUUCUUCAUCUAAUGUGCGAGGUAGAGGAAGGACGUAUGUCUUUGGCGUGCCUAAGAAAUGUUGGUGUGGAGAAGAAAUUGUGGCCAAAAACUCUCACUCCGACGCGAAUCCGUGUCGAAGAUAUGUUCGUUGUGGAUAUGCAUAUGGAAAGAAGCUUGAGAAUGAUAAUCAUGUCUUUAAGUGGGUGGAUGAGGCACUCUUGGAUGAGGUUGAGGCAAUGAAGCAGCAGAUUGGUAUGAUUGAGAAGAAUGUGAUGGUGAAGCUUGAGAAUAAGAUGGUUAUGGAGGUUGAGAAAGAGUUAUGUGAGAAGGUUGAAGAUGUGAAGUCACUAAUGCAAGCAAGGAUGAAUAAGAUGCUAAUUGGGAUAGUGUUUGGUUGUAUGAUCAUGAUUGCUAUCGUUAAGCUAAUUGGAUGA
Molecule: messenger RNA, 441 nt
Organism: Capsella rubella
Lineage: Eukaryota; Viridiplantae; Streptophyta; Magnoliopsida; Brassicales; Brassicaceae
Exons: 2
Coding region: 1-441 (146 amino acids)
Molecular function (GO): zinc ion binding
Source: RefSeq, a predicted model, not a curated record